AUGGCUGCGGCAGAGCUGAAGGAGAAGAGCGAGAAGAUGAGUCUGGACAUCGAAGCGGUGGAGGCUUCGAACCAGCAGCUUGCAGAUGCUCGUGAGGAGGCGAACAAACUCUACGAGCUUCAAGUGGAAGAACGCGGGUUGAAUCUUGAUCUCCAUCUUCAUCUCCAUUCUGUCCGUCUUAUAUUCUUGGCGCUGUUAGGAGAGUGUGUGACCUACGGGAGAGAACUCAAGCUCGUCAGCGCCUUGACGAGCGUGAGAGAACGAGGAGACAAGUUGCGACAGCAACGCAAGAGCGAGGAGGCGAGGAGGAAGCAGCAGAUGCAGGAGCUGCGGGCGGCAGUGAGCGAGUACGAGAAAAAGAUACAGGAGAUAGAGACAGCGAAGAUGGAGGAGACACGUCGGUCUCUGCAAGGAGAGUAUGAAGAGAGGCAACGGGAAGUGAAGGACUCGGUGAUGAAGAAAGAAGCACGUCUGGCAGAUCGUUUGAGAGCUGCUGCAAGUGACGACCAGCUGGAUGAGAUUCGAAGGCAAGAGUAA
Molecule: messenger RNA, 537 nt
Organism: Guillardia theta CCMP2712
Lineage: Eukaryota; Cryptophyceae; Pyrenomonadales; Geminigeraceae
Exons: 6
Coding region: 1-537 (178 amino acids)
Source: RefSeq, a predicted model, not a curated record